Molecule: messenger RNA, 1245 nt
Organism: Rosa rugosa (rugosa rose)
Lineage: Eukaryota; Viridiplantae; Streptophyta; Magnoliopsida; Rosales; Rosaceae
Product: G-box-binding factor 1-like
Exons: 8
Coding region: 125-1030 (301 amino acids)
Biological process (GO): regulation of DNA-templated transcription
Cellular component (GO): nucleus
Molecular function (GO): sequence-specific DNA binding; DNA-binding transcription factor activity
Source: RefSeq, a predicted model, not a curated record
AUAUAUAACCAAGCUCCAGCUCUGCUCUGCAAAAAACCGAAACCUACUCUCUCUACUCCCUCUCCUUCUCUUUCUCUUGUUUGGCGCCACAAACACUUUCACAGGAUUGCAAAUUUGAUAUACCAUGGAGACUAAGGAAACCAGUGCUGAGUUGAAGCAGGGUGUGGCAUUAGAAAUUCAAGAUAAAGAAGAAAGGGUUCUCAAUGAGAAGGACUUGGAACCAAUGACACCAAUGACAACAACUAAGGAAUGCUCAGUAGACAUUGAGUUGGUAGGCAAUAGAGUUGCAGAUAGCGAAAAGGAAACUUCUUUUUCUGGAAAUAGUGGUGACGGUGUUUCACAGGGUGCUGCAGGCAGAGGCGAGGAUUCAUCAGAUGAGAAUGCUGACACUAACCGAGAUUUUUCUGCAAUUCAAAAGCAAAUUUUUAACCAGAUGGGGGCAGUUCAGAAUAAUUCUAGAGUCCUUUAUAGUGGCACGGAUACAAAUUUGAAAUUGUUGAAUAUUGGGGUAAACAUGCCUGAAACCCAUCCGAAUUCGGGAAUGGACCUGAAUGUAUCCAGUGGUCAUGCCAUACGCACAGAGGAAGAUCACGACCGGAGAAGAAGAGAAAAGAGAAAGCAGUCUAAUAGGGAGUCAGCUAAGAGGUCAAGAUUCCGUAGGCAGCAAGAAUGUGAGAAACUACGAGAAACUGCAGCGAUGCUGAAUAGUGAAAUUUCGGAGCUCCCAAAUGAGUUAAGAAGGCUUUCUGAGGAGUGUGGGAAACUUGAUGAAGAAAACAGUUCCCUAAUUGAUGAGAUGGAGAAGAUGUAUGGUCCAGAUGCAGUUGCUGAUCUCAGAGCUGUGAAAGUCAACUCUUCUGAUGAUGGAAGCAACAGCAUCGAAUCAAAAACUCCAAGCAGAGACAACUCAACUUCUCCUACUCCUUCUCAUCGAAAAGAGACUUCUCCUACUCCUUCUGAGCCUCGAUUAUUUGGUGUCAGCCUACGACCAAACUUGGCUGAUUGUUUACAUAGUUCAAAGGUCCAGUAAAGAAGGUCUUAAUGUACCAAGGCAUUUCAUAACUUGAUAAUAGUUGUACAUUCGUAUUGCACAUCAUUUUCAAGUAAUAGUUUGUCCUCUCAGUUGGUGACAGCCUACGACCUAACUUUUGGGUUCUUUUUAGCUUUAGACCUGCUUUCCGAUUUUAUAAGAGUUGCUUAGUAUGAAUGCCAAGUCAAAGAUCAAGUUACCAGCUAAAUGAAGUC